GUUUCAGGUGCUGCCGGAGUGCUGGUCGGACACCCUUUUGACACUGUUAAGAUGACAGAUAAGCCUCAUCACGGGAGAGUUACCUAGUUCGUCUACAAGUUCAAAAUGUAGAGAAACCUCUCUACCGUGGGACCUUCCAUUGCUUUCAGUCCAUCAUAAAGCAAGAAUCUGCUUUUGGACUCUAUAAAGGUAUUGGGUCACCAAUGAUGGGUCUUACCUUCAUUAAUGCACUUGUGUUUGGUGUGCAAGGAAACACACUUCGUGCUCUUGGAAAAGACACUCCUCUAAACCAGUUCCUUGCAGGGUCAGCAGCAGGGGCUAUCCAGUGCAUCAUCUGCUGUCCCAUGGAGUUGGCAAAGACAAGAAUGCAGCUUCAAGGAACAGGUGAAUACAAACUGAAAGUGAAGAACUACAAAAAUUCUCUGGAUUGUUUGAUCAAAAUCUAUCAAAAGGAAGGGCUGAAGGGUAUCAACAGGGGCAUGGUCUCUACAUUCAUAAGAGAGACUCCAAGCUUUGGCUUUUACUUCCUGACCUAUGACUGCAUGACCAGGUAUUUAGGCUGUGAAUCUGAAGACAGUUACGUUAUUCCCAAAUUGCUGUUUUCUGGAGGGAUGUCAGGAAUCGUGUCCUGGCUCUCAACCUAUCCUGUGGAUGUGAUCAAAUCCCGGCUUCAGGCGGAUGGAGUCGGAGGUGUCACACAAUAUAACGGCAUUUUAGACUGUGUCAGAAAGAGCUACCAUGAAGAAGGCUGGAGGGUGUUCACAAGAGGUCUUACUUCCACACUCCUCCGUGCUUUUCCUGUCAAUGCAGCUACCUUUGCUACUGUUACUGUGUUCCUAAUGUAUAUGAGGUCAGAAGACAACCUUCGUGAAUGUGAACCAGGUCCAGUAAUCCAGCAGCCUUCCAGUUUGUGA
Molecule: messenger RNA, 914 nt
Organism: Cariama cristata (Red-legged seriema)
Lineage: Eukaryota; Metazoa; Chordata; Aves; Cariamiformes; Cariamidae
Gene: SLC25A29
Product: solute carrier family 25 (mitochondrial carnitine/acylcarnitine carrier), member 29
Exons: 4
Coding region: 204-914 (236 amino acids)
Biological process (GO): mitochondrial L-ornithine transmembrane transport
Cellular component (GO): mitochondrion
Molecular function (GO): high-affinity L-arginine transmembrane transporter activity
Source: RefSeq, a predicted model, not a curated record